GGUUGGAGAUAACCCAGGAGCUUUUUUCCACCAUCUGGGAGAAAACCAAAGGGCAAAGUCGCCAGAAUUUGGGUAAGUAGCCAAUGUAUACAUGUGUGAUCCUUGCUGUCCUCCCUAGCAUAGGCCAUGUCAUAGGUUAUCCUCCCUAGUAUAGCAUAUGUGAUACGUUAUCCUCUGUAGGAUUGUAUAUUUGCCUACAUUUUCCUUUCUUGUCUUUUUAUUACAAGUCGAUGUUGCCGGAGCUGUAGGGACUAGUUCCGCAAAGAGAUGCAGCACCAGGGGUGGAGUGGUUCCGGGCCCCCAAAGAAAAGGCCCUAUAUGUUCAAGGAAAAACUGAUGUUCCUCCGUGAGGUCAUGGAGCUGCGUCCAACGGAGAACAACCUAGAGGAGGAAGGGGAUGAGUCGGCUCCGCAGCAAUCCAGCGCCAGCGAGGAAGACACUCCCUCUGGGCCAGCAUGGAUGGAGAGUGGCCCAGGACCCACUACGGCACCAUUCAGGCCUCCAGCUGCUUCUGGAGGCGAUUCCCAGGUUCUGGAGUAUUUAUCUAGAGCCCGGCAGGAGUAUCAUUUAGACCUUUUUGCCCAUAGUCUGGCCCAUUAUUUGCGCCGGCUGCCUCUAGAACGAUUACUAAGAACCAAAUCGGCUCUCGGAAUCGUUCUGGAUGCAGCCACUCCCUCCAACGACCCUACCGAAAUGUUUGUGGCCCUGGACAAUUGGUGCCUCCAUGGGAACAUGUUUGUCCCCCGGGCAAUGCCAAUUUCCCAGGGCUCACAGGCCAUAUGGCCCACAGUAUCAGGGGGAAUCUUCUUAUGGGCAGCCAAUCCCCUCCUCCUCACAACCUGGCCCAUCACAGUACUCAGGCCCCCCUUCCCAACCAGCCUACUCUGGCCCGCAGUAUCAGGGUCCCCCCUCGCCAUCUGAGUGUUUUUUUUUAAUUUGUGAAUUUAAAAAAAAAUGUAUUUGUUAUUUUAUUACACUGAUCCCAAAAAUUAGUCGAGUUGACUAUUUUGUCUGUGAAUAAACAGAGUUUUAUUUUGCUGAAUUUUAUUGUUAAUUCUCUUUAUUAUAUACAGUGCA
Bufo bufo (common toad) is the source of this 1077-nucleotide messenger RNA. RefSeq lists its product as uncharacterized. The coding region runs from base 268 to 921 and encodes 217 amino acids. The record is from RefSeq and is a predicted model, not a curated record. The transcript has 3 exons. NCBI's taxonomy places the organism in Eukaryota, Metazoa, Chordata, Amphibia, Anura, Bufonidae.